Messenger RNA from Hyla sarda, 2535 nucleotides. RefSeq names its product minichromosome maintenance complex component 7 (gene MCM7). NCBI's taxonomy places the organism in Eukaryota, Metazoa, Chordata, Amphibia, Anura, Hylidae. Gene Ontology annotation, biological process: DNA strand elongation involved in DNA replication; DNA replication initiation; double-strand break repair via break-induced replication. The transcript is spliced from 16 exons. Gene Ontology annotation, cellular component: nucleus; MCM complex. The record is from RefSeq and is a predicted model, not a curated record. Gene Ontology annotation, molecular function: ATP hydrolysis activity; single-stranded DNA binding; single-stranded DNA helicase activity. Bases 127 to 2289 code for a protein of 720 amino acids.
GUGCGACCUAGCAGCCAAUCAGAGCGCAGCUUGAAGGGAAAAGCCCGCGAAAAGAAAGCCCGGGAAAAAGAGCGACAUAGUCGGAGUCAGUCAGUGGAGAGAGCAGCUGCCUGUAACAUCGCCAUCAUGCCCCGAGACUACCAGGCCGAGAAAGAAAAAUUCAAGACCUUCCUACAGGAAUUCUACAAGGACGAUGAGUCGGGGAAGAAGAACUUCAAAUAUGGCACCCAGCUGACUAACAUUGCCCACAGAGAACAAGUCUCUUUAUACAUUGACCUUGAUGACCUGGCAGAAGAAGAUCCCGAGCUGGUAGAUGCCAUCUGUGAGAACACCCGCAGAUACACCAACCUGUUCGCAGAUGUUGUGCAGGAGCUGCUGCCCCAGUAUAAGGAGAAGGAGGUGGUGAAUAAGGAUUCCCUGGAUGUCUACAUAGAGCAUCGAUUAAUGAUGGAGCAGAGGAGCCACGACCCCACGGAGAUCAGGGACAUUCACAACCAGUAUCCCGCAGAGCUCAUGCGCAGAUUUGAGCUGUACUUCAAGGCUCCUUCCACCUCCAAAGCCAGAGUUGUCCGUGACGUGAAAGCAGACUGUAUCGGUAAACUUGUAACCGUGCGGGGAAUUGUCACCAGGGUCACAGAAGUGAAGCCCAUGAUGGUGGUAGCAACGUACACAUGUGACCAAUGUGGUGCCGAGACCUACCAACCUAUCCAGUCUCCAACCUUCAUGCCCUUAAUGAUGUGCCCGAGUAAGGAUUGUCAGACCAACCGCUCGGGCGGAAGGCUUUAUCUCCAGACCAGGGGGUCAAAGUUCAUAAAGUUCCAGGAGCUGAAAAUCCAAGAGCAUAGCGAUCAAGUACCUGUCGGUAACAUUCCCCGCUGUAUGACAGUCUUCGUCCGAGGAGAGAACACGCGUCUGGUGCAGCCUGGCGACCACGUCGGUAUUACUGGAGUGUUUCUGCCCAUGCUCAAGACUGGCUUCCGGCAAGUAGUCCAGGGACUGCUGUCUGAGACCUACCUGGAUGCUCAUCGGAUGGUGAAGAUGAACAAGACUGAGGAUGAUGAGUUGGGAACGGAAGAAUUGAGCGAGGAGGAGUUGCGGCAGAUCACAGAGGAUGACUUCUACGAGAAGCUUGCUGCGUCCAUCGCACCGGAGAUCUAUGGACAUGAGGAUGUGAAGAAGGCUCUGCUGCUUCUCCUGGUGGGUGGUGUGGACCAUUCACCCCGUGGCAUGAAGAUUAGAGGGAACAUUAACAUUUGCCUGAUGGGAGAUCCAGGAGUGGCCAAGUCUCAGCUUCUGUCCUAUAUAGACCGCCUGGCUCCUCGCAGUCAGUACACCACCGGAAGAGGCUCCUCGGGUGUCGGUCUCACGGCCGCUGUGAUGAAGGAUCCGGUGACUGGAGAGAUGAUGCUGGAGGGAGGAGCCUUGGUGCUGGCAGAUCAGGGAGUCUGUUGUAUUGACGAGUUUGAUAAGAUGAUGGAUUCUGACCGGACCGCCAUCCACGAGGUCAUGGAACAGCAGACCAUCUCUAUUGCCAAGGCUGGAAUAAUGACCACUCUGAACGCCCGCUGCUCUAUCCUCGCCGCUGCUAACCCGGCCUACGGAAGGUACAACCCCAAGAAGACUGUGGAGCAGAACAUCCAGCUGCCCGCCGCCCUGCUGUCUCGAUUCGAUCUGCUCUGGUUGAUUCAGGACAAGCCUGACCGAGACAAUGACCUCAGGUUGGCUCAGCACAUCACCUAUGUCCAUCAGCACAGCAAGCAGCCGCCCUCUCAAUUCGAGGCUCUGGAUAUGAAGCUCAUGAGACGCUAUAUCACCAUGUGCAAGCGUAAGCAGCCUGCAAUCCCAGAAUCCCUUGCGGACUAUCUGACUGCAGCCUAUGUGGAGAUGAGGAAAGAGGCCAGAACCAACAAAGACACCACAUUCACCUCGGCCCGAACCCUCCUUUCUGUCCUGCGACUCUCCACAGCUCUGGCACGGCUACGUCUGGAAGACGUUGUAGAGAAGGAAGAUGUCAAUGAAGCAAUGAGGCUAAUGGAAAUGUCUAAAGACUCCCUGCUGGGAGACAAAGGGCAGACGGCGAGGACCCAGCGACCGGCUGACGUCAUCUUCGCCACAAUCCGUGAGAUGGUUCCGGAGAAGGGUCAGCGCAGUGUCAAGUACUCUGAGGCCGAGCAGCGCUGCGUGUCUAAAGGCUUCACCCCCGCACAGUUCGAGGCGGCUCUAGAGGAGUACGAGGAGCUGAACGUCUGGCUGGUCAACCAGGCGCGCACCAAGAUCACCUUUGUGUGAGCCACAUCCACCACAGACUGUCUAUAACAAACUGCGACCCCCAAUACAUGACCCCUGUGACUGACCGCAGGCCCUGCCUUUGUAUAUUAUUGAGUGCUUGUUUUAAGCCCCUCUUUCGGAGGAGUGAGUGAGCUUUGUACGUUACAGAAUUAUUUCUCCUUUAGCUGCAUUUCUGUCUUUUUUUACUAUGGAGCUUAUUUCUGCACAGAUGGGAAUUGUGGACUCCGGAGAAAGUUCAAUAAAGAC